AUUACCAAUAGGCGGAGAUAUUAUUGGGCCAGAAGCCAAUGAGGAAUCUGGUGAAGGAGAAGCGGCGAUGAUCUGGAAAUGUAAGCAAGGUUCUGAAGCAGCAUGCGGCUGUAUCGGAAGUGGCUCCGGCUCCGGUUCCUGGAGCUACAAUCCUGCGGGCUGCGCACGGCAGCUGUGCCGACCCCUCCACGCUGGUUGGCAGAGCGGCUUAGCCUUUUUGAGGAGCUCUGGGCUACUCAGGAAAAGAGGUCAGCAAGCACGGCACAGAAUGAAUGCCGGACUAUUAAGAUAUCACUUCCUGGAGACCAGAAAGUGGAUGCUGUAGCAUGGAACACAACCCCUUAUCAAAUAGCACGGAGGAUCAGUUCAACACUGGCAGAUACUGCAGUGGCUGCUCAAGUGAAUGGAGACCCUUAUGAUCUGGAUCGGCCCUUGGAGACAGACUCUGACCUCAGAUUUCUGACAUUUGAUUCCCCAGAGGGGAAAGCAGUGUUCUGGCACUCCAGCACCCAUGUCUUGGGGGCAGCAGCUGAACAACUCCUAGGUGCUAUUCUGUGUCGAGGUCCAAGUACAGAGUUUGGCUUCUACCAUGAUUUCUUCUUGGGAAGGGAACGGACAGUCCGGAGCUCAGAGCUGCCCAUUUUGGAGCAGCUUUGUCAGGAACUUGCAGCUGCUGCUCAACCCUUUCGGCGGCUAGAGGCUUCCCGGGAUGAACUUCGACAACUAUUCAAGGAUAACCCCUUUAAACUUCGCCUGAUCGAGGAGAAAGUGACAGGUCCAACAGCAACAGUAUAUGGGUGUGGCACAUUGGUUGAUCUUUGCCGUGGUCCCCACCUUCGACAUACUGGACAGAUUGGAGGACUAAAGCUGCUAACGAACUCGUCAUCCUUAUGGAGGUCUUCAGGGGCUCCAGAAACAGUGCAGCGAGUAUCAGGGAUUUCCUUCCCCACCGUGGAGGGACUGAGGGCCUGGGAAGAAUGGCGGGAGGAAGCAGAGUUGCGGGACCACCGGCGCAUUGGGAAGGAACAGGAGCUCUUCUUCUUCCAUGAACUGAGCCCUGGCAGCUGCUUCUUCCUGCCCCGAGGGACAAGGGUGUACAAUGCACUUGUUGCUUUUAUCAGGGCCGAGUAUGCCCGCCGUGGUUUCUCAGAAGUCAAAACGCCCACACUGUUUUCUACGAAACUCUGGGAACAGUCAGGACACUGGGAACAUUAUAGGGAAGACAUGUUUGCCCUGCAGCCCUCAGGCUCUAACAGACCUACUGACUCCCAGAGUGACUACACUACCAACCAUCCCACUAACACACUCGCCCUCAAGCCCAUGAACUGCCCUGCACAUUGCCUGAUGUUUGCCCACCGGCCCAGAUCCUGGCGAGAGCUGCCCCUACGACUGGCAGACUUCGGGGUCCUGCACCGGGCCGAAGCCUCUGGUGGUCUGAUGGGAUUGACCCGGCUGCGAGGCUUCCAGCAGGAUGAUGCUCACAUCUUCUGUACCCUGGAUCAGCUGGAAGCAGAGAUCCGAGGCUGUCUUGAUUUCCUCCACUCUGUCUAUGCUGUCCUUGGCUUCUCCUUUCACCUGGCACUGUCUACCCGGCCAUCUGGCUUCCUAGGAGAGCCUUGCCUUUGGGACCAGGCUGAGCAGAUCCUUCAACAAGCCCUGGAAGAAUUUGGAGAAUCUUGGGACCUCAAACCUGGAGAUGGUGCCUUCUAUGGGCCUAAGAUUGAUGUGCACCUCCACGAUGCCCUGGGUCGGCCCCAUCAGUGUGGGACAAUCCAGCUUGACUUUCAACUGCCCCUGAGAUUUGGCCUCCAGUACAGGGGGCCGACAGGGGCCCUGGAGCGUCCAGUCCUCAUUCACCGAGCAGUGCUAGGUUCCGUGGAAAGGAUGUUGGGAGUGCUGGCAGAAAGCUGUGGAGGAAAAUGGCCACUGUGGCUGUCCCCACUCCAGGUGGUGGUCAUCCCUGUGGGGACUGAGCAAGAGGAAUAUGCCAGAGAGGCACAGCGGAGCCUGCAGGCUGCAGGACUAGUUGGAGACCUGGAUGCUGACUCUGGACUGACCCUCAGCCGGAGAAUUCGCCGGGCCCAGCUUGCCCACUACAAUUUUCAGUUUGGCCCCCAGGCUCCAGGGCAGAGGGAAUUGAAGUCAGAGGAUCUCACCCAGUACCUUCAAGAAGUUGGCUAUGCAGCACCCCCUUCCCCACCCUUGACCCGAGCUCUCCCCAUGGAUCACCCUGAUACCCCUCAACCUGGCCCUCACUUUGAGGGUCAGAGUGAAGUGCAGCCCCUUCACUUCCAGGAAGCCAUCCCCAUCCAGGAGCAACUGCCCCCUCCCCAACUCCCUGUUGACAAAAACGCCAACCCCUCCCAGGAAGAGCUGCCCCCUCCCCAACUCCCUGUUGAACAGAAAGAAGAAAAUCCAGCCCCCUUCACAGGCGAGAAGCACCCAGAGCCCGAGUCUUGGAAUCCAGCCCAACACUGCCAAAAGGGCCGACCCCAUAGGAGCUGGGGCUACCGGCUGGAUGGCUUCCCCCCAGGGCGGCCUUCUCCAGACAAUCUGAACCAGAUCUGCCUCCCUAACCGUCAACACGUGGUGUACGGCCCCUGGAACCUGCCCCAAACUGGCCAUUCCCACCUCAGUCGCCAGGGUGAGACCCUCAAUUUGCUGGAGACUGGUUAUUCCCGCUGCUGCCGCUGCCGCAGCCACAUAAACCGCCUGGACUGUGCAAAACUCGUGUGGGAGGAUGCAAUGACCCGGUUUUGUGAGGCCGAAUUCUCGGUCAAGACCCGAGCCCACUGGUGCUGCAAACGGCAGGGGGAGGCUCGAUUCUCCUGCUUCCAGAAGGAAGCUCCCCAGCCACAUUACCAGCUCCAGGCCUGCCCCAGCCACCAGCCUGGUAUUUCCUCGGGCCCCGAGCUGCCUUUUCCCCCUGGAAUGCCCACACUGGACAAUGUCAAGAACAUCUGCCACCUGAGACGCUUCCGCUCUGUGCCACGCAACCUCCCAGCUACGGACCCCAUCCAAAGGCAACUGCAAGCUCUGACCCAGCUGGAGGUGGAGUUCCAGCACUGCUGCCACCAAGGGCACAACCACACUUGUACAUGGAAGGCCUGGGAGGAUGUCCUUGAUAGCUACUGUGACCAGGAGCAGUCCAUAAAGACCCACCAUCAUGGGUGUUGCCACUACCCCCCUAGCCCUGCCCGUGAUGAGUGCUUUGCCAGUCAGGCUCCCUUCCCCAACUAUGACCGGGACAUCUUGACCCUGGACCUCAGCCGAGUCACCCCUAACCUCAUGGGCCAUCUCUGUGGAAAUGGAAGAUUUCUCACCAAGCACAAACAGAUUUACGGGCUGAUCCAGAACAUGACUGCCCGCUGCUGUGAACUGCCAUUUCCAGAGCAGGCCUGCUGUGCUGAGGAGGAGAAAUCAGCCUUCAUCGAUGACCUGUGUGGUCCCCGACGUAACUUCUGGCGAGACCCUGCCCUUUGCUGUAGCCUGAGUUCUGGGGAUGAACAGACCAACUGCUUUAACACCAAUUAUUUGAGGAACAUGGCUCUAGUGGCUGGAGACACAGGGGAUCCCAAGGGCAAGGGGGAGCAGGGCCCAACUCAGGGAACAAAUAUCAGCUCCACCCCAGAAUCCAAGGAAGAAUGAGUCAUCCCAGAGCCUUGGAGGAUCAUUUGGAGAGAACCCAACCUUCCUUGAACACUCAUUAUAGUAAACACCUCUUGGAUUUGGUGUCCUCUUUGUCUGUAACACUGCACACACAAACACACCCUCCUAAACUACUUGGAUUUUCUUCAGUGACUGGCCCCUGAGGCCCAUUGCCCUGCCCCCAUGGAUAGAGCGGAAGAUGUUUCAUAGGCUGUGUGAUGGCACCAUAACUAAACAACUUAACUUCA
This is a messenger RNA of Choloepus didactylus (southern two-toed sloth), 3896 nucleotides long. Its product is annotated as threonine--tRNA ligase, mitochondrial. Gene Ontology annotation, biological process: threonyl-tRNA aminoacylation; regulation of bone mineralization; signal transduction. The transcript has 26 exons. Bases 103 to 3648 code for a protein of 1181 amino acids. Gene Ontology annotation, cellular component: cytoplasm; mitochondrion; extracellular region. The record is from RefSeq and is a predicted model, not a curated record. Gene Ontology annotation, molecular function: ATP binding; threonine-tRNA ligase activity. NCBI's taxonomy places the organism in Eukaryota, Metazoa, Chordata, Mammalia, Pilosa, Megalonychidae.